Knipowitschia caucasica is the source of this 951-nucleotide messenger RNA. The record is from the annotation of a GenBank genome assembly. NCBI's taxonomy places the organism in Eukaryota, Metazoa, Chordata, Actinopteri, Gobiiformes, Gobiidae.
AUGGAGGAUUGCCUGGAGGGACUCCGUGACAACAUCUGUAUUCCUUACCUGGAUGACACCUUAGUCUACAGCAAAACAUUCAAAGAACACGUGGAGGCGGUGAGAAAAGUGCUCCAGAGACUAAGGGACUUUGGUAUCAAACUUAAACCAAACCCAGAACAAGACAAUCCUGUAAAACAGAAAAAGGGGGACAAAACGGCUAGAGACAUUGAGGACUCUGAUGAUGACAGCAGUGAGGAGUGCAGCUUUUACUAUGUGCCACCUUUGCCUACCAUGCUCCAGCCAUCAGAUCCUGCUGAAACAAGAGGCCCUGCUGUAGUGAGAGGUCAGUCUCCAGCACCAGCUCCUGUUAUACCACCAGAGGUCACUGGUGGAGAUCCCCUGGACGUGCCGGAGCUGCUUGCUGAGGAGCCAGCUCGUGAGGAGGCUGAUCCGACUGCGGUUAAUCCACUGGCCCCCCCACCGCCUGCUGUGCUUGAGGGACCCGAUGAGCUGAUACCCCAGCGCCCUCAACGAGAGAGACACCCGCCGAGCCGAAUGACCUACGACCAUCUGGGAACACCAUCCUGCUACACCAUCCAGCCUGCGCCACAAUUGAUUCCUGUGUAUCCAGGUCUGAUCCCGUGGUUUUCAGCUCUACAGCCAUACUACCCACAACCAUUCGCUCCUGUGUUUUCCAUUGGGAGAUCUGGACCUUCCAUCUGGCUGAGUCCGUCUGAAGACUUCAUUAAGGCGGUGGUUUCCAUGUUGAACCUGUACCUGGACGGCCUGACCUCUGUGUCCACUGAUGUGGGUAUAGUUUCACUCUCAGUGGAUCCUGGCAGAUUCACGUCUACGACAGCCAGUGCUGUUUUUGGCAUCGCGACGGACAAACGACCGCCAAAGAUCCUUGGAUCAACUGCAGACUCUGAGCGCUGUCGACUGAGCUGCAGUAGACACCGCGCCUCGUAG